Molecule: messenger RNA, 6719 nt
Organism: Melopsittacus undulatus (budgerigar)
Lineage: Eukaryota; Metazoa; Chordata; Aves; Psittaciformes; Psittaculidae
Gene: ZDBF2
Product: zinc finger DBF-type containing 2
Exons: 7
Coding region: 176-3358 (1060 amino acids)
Biological process (GO): epigenetic programming of gene expression; genomic imprinting
Molecular function (GO): nucleic acid binding; zinc ion binding
Source: RefSeq, a predicted model, not a curated record
AGCAGAGGAUGGCGUCCCUUGACCUCAGCGUGCCACGGAACGGCUCACGGGAAAGUGAUGGAGAUGGGAUGAGAAGAGAUAAGUGUCCUGCACUGCAAAUGGUCUCCUGCUCCGCAUUUGUUGUUUGCUAGUCUGGAGUCAACUUUGGUGGAUAAAGAAGGCUGAUGACUCUAAGAUGUUUGACAGAAUCAAAGCAUCUGAUGAAGCUUCUGCUUCUUCAGCACAAGGAACAGAAAGGCAUGGUGUUGAAGGCUCUGUACGACAGGACAACAGUAGCAGUUUACACACAAGACAGCAAGACCAUUCUUGGCCUGGAGUAUCUACUGUACAAAAUAGACAAGGAUACUGCAACUGUUGCCAUGUACACUACAGUAACCUGGAACAGCAUAUUUUCAGCUCCCAGCACAGACAUUUUACCACUUACUGCAGGAAUCGUAUGGGUGCCAGUAGCUUGAUGGAGCGUUUCUUGCAAGAUGUUUUGCAGCAUCAUCCACACAGAUACCAUGACAACAGACCAAGCUAUGACGACAUGCCACUCCCUGUCACUCCAGAGCCUGCUAGGACUGCUUGCCUGUCCCUGGAAGAGAUGGACAGAAAGAGGAACAGAGAGAGACAGGAGAUUUCCAGGAAAGACCAGGGGUCCACUGGUGAAAUACAAUCUUCUGCCCCAUGCCUGUCUCGUAAGGGUAUAAAGAAAACAUCUGCGACACAAGCAUUUAUUGAAAAACUAGAAAGAGGGCAGCAACAUGCUAUAAGAAUAUCCAAGCGCUCUGUGGGCAUUUGUAGCAAUGAGAAACGGGACACCCUGAAAGAUGCUCAGGUUGAAAAUCGUAGCCAUGAAGGUCAGUUUACAGCUGUGAGUCCUGUAUCUCAGCGAUUUUCUGUCAGUCCUUUAAUCCAUAGUUCUUCUGUUAAUCCUAAAACAGGAAAAAAUGUUAAGAAUUUGGCAGCAGCAUCAAAUCUGAUUUCACAGAGUAGAUGUGGUAAAACGAGAAUGGAGGUACACAAUAGUGAUGUGUUAUUGAAACCAUGCUUGAAUCCUGGUCCGGCACUGGUUCACCCAAAACGUCCUUCCGUUUCUCAUCAGAAUACUCUGUGCAGCAACAGCAAUCCUUUAUGUAUUACCUCAGGUCAAUCACUCUCAAAACGAGAUAGUUUACGAACUCAGGAUGAAACUUUUGUGUCUGAUUUCCAUCUCAGGGAUACUGUGGGUAUCAGCAGCUCCCUAGAUCCUGGGACAUCCCCACAACUAGCAAGAUGCAAAAAAUUGAAGAUGAACAGAGGUGGUGAAAGUUCAGUGGAUGAAACUAUUGAAGGUGUUAUUUUGAAAUACUGUCAUGGCAGAAGUACAUCUAAAGAAGUUUAUUUCAAAGAAGAGAAGAAUCCCUGUUCAACUUUUUCAUCAUUUCUGGACCAUACUCACUUAGAGGGCUCUGAAAUGAGUUUUGACUGUGUUGCACCUAUUCAGGCAGGAACAGACUUACCCAAGGCAGCUAUAAAAGAUAUAGAAACCCUAAAAGAGGUCCAAAUAAGUUUGCAAGAUAAAGACUACGGAACACAGCUCUCUUCUGUUUUAAAAAGUGAGUCAAUAGAGAAAGUAGAAGCAGUGAAACAGGAUGUUGUAGUUCAUACAGAAGAGCCUGUCCUUCCAGCUCUGCCUCAUGUGCCUCCUUCUUUUGUGGGAAAGACCUGGUCUCAAAUAAUGUAUGAAGAUGAUAUAAAAAUUGAAGAACUUGUGCGUGAUUUCAGGGAAGGUCGUUUUCGCUGCUACUUUGAUAGUGAAUCCUCAGCCAACUAUACAGGGAAGAGAAUCAAGAAAAAAAGGCAGAAGGAUGAAAAAAGUAACAAUAUUGUUGAGGGUAAUAGAAGAGAUAGUGCAUCAUUUAAAGCAUUGCCAGAAUUUAACGAUGCUCUAAGUGAUGGCUCUGAUUUUCAUAAUCCAUCUGUAGCUUCAGAUAGACUAUGCAAUGCACAGAAGCUUAAAAUGCCUAGGAAAAGGACAUGGCGCCUGGCUUCAAGGUGCCAGGUAGUCAAAGUCAGUCAUGGCACCCAGACAAGUCUAUUGAACUACCCUGUAGCAAAAAGAAAGAUGUCUAGAAGGGAAUCUGAUCCAGCUGAUCAGAAAUCAAGCAUUGUGUGGCCGGAGAAUGAAAAAACUCCCAACAUGAAAACUAGGCUAUGUGCCCUUAAACUUCCUGAGUCCUAUAGCAAAAUUAUGAGUCCUGUACAGCCUAAGACAGUGGUGUAUGUACUUUCGUGCCCAGAGAUAAAACAGUGUAAAAGUAAACCUCUGGACAUUCCGAAAAUGAGGAAAAAUCGUAACUCCACAGAUAGCAAAGACUCUGUAAGGUAUAAAUACAAACAGUGUUCUUUCAAGUAUUAUGACCCACUAACAAAUCGAAUUCUGAAGAUGCCUCCGAAGAGUCCAGGUGGAGAAAAGACCAAAAAGCCCUCUCACGUUCGACAGCUUUUCAAAAGUCUCAGCUUUGAUGCAAACAGGAAACUAGCUGAUGCACAGAGAGAAAGCACGCCAUCAAAGUCACUCAAUUGGUCAGACUUGCACAGUUCAUCUUCAGCAUCUUUCCUGCCGGAUCCAGGUAAAGGGAAUGAUGCAGCCUCAAGUCAAAAGGCUGAUGGAUCUUCUGUUUCCACAGAAAGAACGGAUUGUCUGCUAUCUGGUCAUUCUGAGAACUCUUUUAAACACCUGAUCAUUUCACCUUUGAACUCCUGCCAAUCUGCAGUAGAAGGAGAUGUUAGAUUAACUCCAUUUAACAGCAGAGUUACCAAAACUCCUCUGACCUCUGUCAGGAGUGAGCGGUUGGAGAGGGAGAGUCCAAAGGCAAUAUGGAAGAGAAAAGAAGGCACUAACAAAGAACCAGUUUUUUCCAGAAAGGCUGCAGGACCAAAGUCUGUCAGAUGUACUGUCGGUAGGAGAGGAAGCAGAGUAGUGGCAGGCAAACAAACUUCCAGAUCUAAAAACCAGCAAAAAGAGGGGAUAAGAAGGAAACUUCGUCCUCGUGCCCAGAAAUCUGCUUUGUCCAUCCACAGGUGCCAGACAAGAAAAACUACAGUGGGAAAGCACCCUAAGAAAGAAAAGCCUGAUGCUAAAAAAUUAAAAGUGAGGAGGAAACCAAAAAGGACUUUUCUGAACUCAACAGUUGUCACUGGGAUUCCUGAAAAGAGGCAGAAAGUCAUGUCGGAAUCUUUUCCUAAGGAGCCAGAGCAGGCUUCUUCCAAAGCCAGGAACUGGGAAGUAAGUAGAGAUCAGGGUCACCCUAGCACUGUGAACCGACCCUCUAGAAGAACUUCUGCUGUACCAUUACUUCGAAACUGUCUUGUUCCUCCAGGUGAGAGCUAGCUACCAAAAUAAUUUGAGGGUUUUUUUCUGUAAUCGGCACCUGGAAUGAGAUUGAAGAAAAGGAAAUGGAACAGAAGGAGAUCAUAGAUGAAGCAGUUGAAGUGCUAGAGCUGCAGAAAGUGCAAAGCCAGUCUGUUGUGAAACAGGUACAGCUGUAAACUCAGCUCUUGUUCCUGGAAUAUGGGGACAUAAUGUAUUGCACUGUUCUACUGUGUAAAGCUGCAGAAGGUGUGUGUUUGAGUUAAAAAGCACUUACAACCCUCAUUACUAGACUUCACCUGUUUAUCAGAAAAUGAGCUUGAAUAGUAUCAUAUUGUUUUUAUGGUAUUACCAGUGCGUACUAGUGCACUGUAAUAAGGUAAAUUAGAAGCUGUAUUAAUUGUGCCUAUUCUCAUUUUUCCAUAGAAUUCUAAAGUGCAAAAAAUAACUUGAUUGUUAUGCUUGAAGUUAAAAUACAGAUACAUUAAUUUGGACUGAAUUUUGUGUAUGUAUUUGUGUAAAUACACACCUCCUUCAAUGCAUAAUAUAUAUUUGCCUAUGGAGUGGCAUUAAAAUUAAUACAGUAUGAUACAAUUCAGAUCAAUUCAGUGCUCUCUUGAAGUAUAAUUGUACAUGUUUUUAUAUUGACUUUUUUCCUGAAACCAUGUCCAAAGCAGUUAUUUUAGACAAAAAGUCACUGUGGGCUCUUGUCAAGCAAUAACGGACCAUGCUGGUAAGGAAAUAUGUCUCUCUAGGGCACUGUUCAAAUCAAGUGGUGGUGGCUAAAGUGAAAUCUCAAGUUCCAAAAGAAAUACAAGAUUAGGGUCUGGUGGAUUUUUUUUAUUAUUAUAAUUUUAUUUAAUAUAUUUAUUUGUUUGGGUUUUGGUGUGUUUCUUAAUAGCUUAUUGAUCAAUUCUGUAGGUGAAUUUCACAUUCCUUAAUGGGGAGGGACGGAAAAGUUAUAAUGCGAACAAAUAGCAGUGAGUUGCUCCAGAAUGUCAGCCUUAAAUUUUAUUUUCUGUGCGUUUUAAACUUUAAUUUGGUGUACCAUUUGUUAUAUAUUUAUUUCUGUAGUUGAAACUUUUCAGUAAAAUAUUUAAAUAAAUCUAAAGCAGCAUCCAGUUAAAUGUAUUGGAGUUCAGAUAUUUGUUUAAACAGAUACGAAGAAUCUGUUUAAAAUAUUUAGUUGAAUUAAAAUCUUAUUCCAUAGUGAUUCAUGUUUGGCCACCAAUGCUCAAACUACUGUGAUUUUAUGGUGAAAAAAAAGACCAUAGUGUUUUGUUUUAGGUUUUGGGUUUGUUGUUGGUUUUGGUAGGUUGUGGGUUUUUUUUGUGUUUUGUUUUGAGGGUUUUUUAUGUUUGUUUGGUUUUGGUUUUUUAGUUAUUAUGAUGACAGCUUAUUUAAUGUGUUCAGGAAACAAAAGCUCAGUCUUGCAGGUAGUUCUGUGCUUUAAAAUCCAAGAUUAAUUGUUCCUUUUUAUUAAGUUAAGCUUAUAGUUAAAUGUCAUCACAAUGGGGGCUCUGGUUUGUAAAUCUGCAUUUUGGUAUAUUAUAUAAUCUCUCUUACUUCAGAGGUCUUUGUAAAUUCUGUAGUUGUGCAAUACAUCUUUAAUCAUAGAAAAGAUCAGACCCUUCUGUCUUUGCCAUUGAACACAGUAUCUGUGCAUUUUCCCUGAAAAAAUCAUUCUUGAUUCAUUCUCUGAAGUGCCAAGGCUCACUAGUUUGGCUUGAGAUAAAGGUGAACUUUUAAAUACUUUAUUUCAAUAUACACUAUUUGAAGAAAAUAUAAAAGCUGUCAUUAUAAACCAGUUGUUCAAAAAUUGAUUUAGGGAUUUUUUUUUUAAUGUAUGUGCAUAUUUCCCAGCAUAAAUAAAAGAUGUGCAUGUACUGAAGCCAGCUGGAUACUAAGCUUCUGUACAGAUCAAGAAUUAUUUGACAGAUUUUUAUUUCUUUUUUUAAUUUAUUUUUUAAAUAAAAGCUGACUUCUAUGGAUGAAUUUUCCUCUGGUUGCCAGUAGACACAGAAUCUUAUGACUGUAUUGCAAGUCACUGGAAAAUGAAGGGUUAUAAUAUGAGUUCUCAUAGCCCUCUUUACUGAUUGUGCCUGUAUAAUUUAAUAUUUUGUCUAAUAUAAAGCUAAUUUUUUAAAGCAAAGUUUUAAAGGAAUGGUUUUUAUAGAAAGGUUAAUUUUUAGAUAAAGCAAAAGAAGAUUUUUAAAUAAAGUUUGUUUUAAAGCAAAGCUUUAAAUUAACCCUAUGGAUAAGUCCCAUCUAACAUAUUUUUAUGAUACAAGAAUGUUUUCCUAUCUAACUUCUUUCAUCUUGCUUUUCACAGUAUUGUACACAUGAAGAGCAUGAAUUGUUUUGUGUGUAAAUAAGGUUUAAUGCACACUGUACUUUCUCAAGAUCACUACUGCGUAUUUGUUUACAGCCAAAAGUACUGUUCUCCAUGUUCAUUCAUUGCAAGCAUGUGUUUCUCCAGCACACAACUUCUCCUUGAAACCCUGAGUAAUAAAACUAUCUUGAGGCCUAUAGAAUGAUUAAUAUUUCUAACUUGUAAUGUCUUUUUUAUUAUUAUUCAUUUUAAUAAUAGACCCCCUUUUCAGGGUAGGUUUUUUAAAAGAAAAAUUAAUUCUAUUUAAAUAAAAGUGUAAGAAGCUGUAUAUUUUCCUUAAAAAACAUAAAACCAAAAAACAAACCAACAAGUAUUAAAUGUAACAAUUUUUUAGAAGAAUAAGACUCGGGAUACAAAUCUGGAAACUUUUCUGUGGUUGAUAGUCUCAAAAUAAGAUUUGCUCUAAGUUUGGAUGCCUUGUUUCUGACUGUUCAGAAACCUGUUCCCUGUGCUCAAUGACUACUAGGAAAAAGUUGGGGAUAUUGUGAUAUGAGAAGUAAAUGCAGAAACUACCUUGGAAAGAAAGCAUACAAAAAUGUGGAGACACUCAAAAUACCAUGUGCAUGAAAGAGAAAAGAGAAGCUUUCUGGGAUCUUAAGGAAUUAGUCGAAUACUUUUCCAGUUAGAUAAAUAAUACAGGUUUUGUCGUCAUUAUUAAAUAGCACAUUGAUUAGCAGCAUGGCUGAAACUUUGAAACGUGAUGGUGAAGUCUACACUACAUGGAAACCUUGAGCUGAAAUGCUUUCUCAGUGAAACUGAUGGGAGGAUUGGCUGGGGAGUAGUUUUUGGUUUUUUGGUUUUAACAUUAGUGGACAAAGAUGUUUGUCACUGUGUUUGUAUGUCUUAAUGUUAAAGCAAGAAAAGGUAACCUGAUUAAAGAGGAAUAAAUUCAUGCUUUUAUAAUCUAAUUGGCAGCAAUUAGAUAAAGGAUAUUUUAUAACAGUUGAGGAAAAUGUCAUUUCUUCUUCUAUGCAUAUGUAAUGUUGACCU